Messenger RNA from Thecamonas trahens ATCC 50062, 1767 nucleotides. RefSeq names its product cytosolic purine 5'-nucleotidase. The transcript is spliced from 3 exons. Lineage: Eukaryota; Apusomonadida; Apusomonadidae. The record is from RefSeq and is a predicted model, not a curated record. Gene Ontology annotation, molecular function: 5'-nucleotidase activity. Bases 1 to 1767 code for a protein of 588 amino acids.
AUGGCCAUGUCGCCGUCAUCGCGACUCAUGGAUCUUCGUCGUUCUCGAUCGGCGUCGGAUGAUGGGAGCACUGGGGCGGCGGGUCCGGUGGUGAGCUCGCGGCGGCUGCGGCUGGAGGAUCUGUCAAAUCCGCCGACGGCCGCCGAGCUGCGGCAGUACUCGGAUGCCAACAUGCACGAUCUGCCGCCGACGUACAAGCGCGAGCCGGAGAAUCGAGUGUAUGUGGUGCGCGGGCUCCGGCUCGAGUCUGUCAAGCACGUCGGGUUUGACAUGGACCACACCAUCUGCGAGUACAAGUCGCCGCAGUACGAGGCGCUGCAGUACCGGCUGAUUGUCAACCGGCUGGUGGCGAUGGGCUAUCCCGAGUCGAUCAGGACGCUCUCUUACGACGCGAGCUUUCCAAUCCGUGGCCUCUGCCUCGACACCAAGCUCGGCAACCUGCUCAAGCUCGACCAGUACGGUACCAUUCUUGCGGCGACGCACGGGCGGCGGCGGUUGACGACGGCGGAAAAGUACCCGUCCAAGUUUAUCAACCUGGCCAAGGUCGGCUCGGGCCGGCGGUUCCACCUCUACGACACGCUCUUCUCCAUGCCGGAGAUUUGCCUCUACGCCGACCUCAUCUCGCUUUUUGAGUCGGAGAUGGAGUCGUCGGAGCUCGGCAUCGACGACGAGAAGCUGUCGCUCUCGUUCGAGGCACUGUUCAUCGACCUCCGUGCCGCCGUUGACCACAUCCACUACUCGGGCGAGCUGAAGGAUGCGACAACGGCCGACCUGGAGAUGUAUGUCGAGCCUGCGCCGCGGCUGGCCGACCUGCUGCUGCGGUUCCGGACCAAGGCCAAGGUCUUCCUGCUCACCAACUCACCGUACGCGUACACCAACAUCAUCAUGGACUACCUGCUUGCGCCGUCCUACACCGCCGACUACCCGAACUGGCGAUCGUUUUUUGACGUGGCCAUUGUCUCGGCGCGCAAGCCGCUCUUCUUUGGCAAGGGCACCGCUCUCCGCGAGGUCGAGGUGGCGACAGGCAACCUCAAGCUCCACCGCAUCACGGCGUUCGAGGACGGCGCCGUCUACCACGGUGGCUCGCUGUCGACGUUCUGCGAGCUGACCGGUGCCCGUGGGCCGGACGUGCUGUACAUUGGCGAUCAUAUCUUUGGUGACGUGAUCAAGAGCAAGAAGAACUCGGGCUGGCGGACGCUGCUGGUUGUCCGCGAACUGGUCGACGAGCUCAACUCGUUCCGCAACUCGACCUCGGAGUUUGUGCACCUUGCCAACCUCGAGUUUAUGCUCGCCGAGAUCUACCGCGGCCUCGACUCGUCGGCGGUCAACCCGCCGAACGUCAAGGAUAUCCACGCUGAGAUCCGCGCCACCCGCUUUGCUGAUCUCUAUGCCUCGUCAGUCACCAACAUUAUCCACUACCCCAUGUUCUAUGCUUUCCGUACCCAGGCCGCGCUCAUGCCUCACGAGCGCGGUGCUAUGCAGGGUGGCGACGACGCCCACGACAUGGCUCAGCCCUCGCUGGCCGUCGACUCGGACUCGGACGACCUCAACAUCUCCGGCUCGGUCCACGCCCUCGACAGUUCCAUGGAGACACUUGCUCAGCGCAAGCGUACUCUCCGCCGCGCUUCUAGCGAUGACGACGACGAUGACGAUGACAUGCAGUCGCGCUCCGACCACCACCACCCACCGUGCGGGUCGCCCGACGAGGCCGGCGGCCCGAUCUUGGCUGGAAACAGCGACAACGACGACUCGGACGAUGAUGCCUAA